GUGAGAUCCGGCCUAAGAUAUCCUUGAGACUUAUAUCUCGACUCGAACUUCGGACAGAAGCGUCAUCUUUCAUGAUAAUCAACUCCGCUACGACCACCCAAGGACCACCCAACACCCUAUUUCACGGCCUCGCAGUUGACGUCUUUCUCGGAAUUUUGGCCCUCCAAGACCUCAGUCACGCCCCUCAUAUUCUUAGUCGGCGCCCUGGCCGGCUUCAACGCCAGGCAUGGAAUCUCUUUUCAAUGACUUCGCGACAGCAUAUAUGGGCAUGAAAGGAUAUGAUCUUGCCCAGACUCUAUCCCCCAUCCCGCCAGCAGAUAAGCCGGACAGGCUAAAAGCUGUCUGGCUAAGCACGAACCACUACGGAGUCAAGGACGAUGUGACACACGGCUUAGUCCAGGCUUUAACAAGUCGGUCAGGAUACCCACGUGAGGAGGUGAGGGAGGAGGUGAACGGCUGGACUGAGGUCUUUUCCGCAUAUUGGAAGGCAAUCGGCGAGUUGCUGGCUGUGGAUGGCGACAGCAUCGUCAACGGCCGGAGAACAUCUUGGACGAAAGUCUAUGAAGCUUGGAAGGAGAUGACGAUGGCUCUCCACCGGGGCUACACCCAUCAUAAUUUCGAGGCAUGGACGAUCCCGUGUCUUUACACGGCAGGCAAGUACCUGAGGGCGUUCGCCAUCAAAUCCGACGAGGAGAGGGGCCAAAUCGAUGCUGGUGGUGACGGCCUGGAGAUCCGUGACGACUUUGAUCCCGAGAUGGAGAAGCACCAGCAGCUUCGGGACUGCGAGCAACAAUUAAAGCGGAUUUUCACGUUAUGCUUGACCGACAGAGCGGAAAUUACGGAAUCCAGAAAAUGGGGCAUCUACGCCAUCGUCAACCUCCUAUUCAAGACUUACUUCAAGCUCAAUUCGGCCAACCUGGCACGGACGAUCCUGAAGGCUCUGUCUACGAACAAGGGAAACAUGCCGCCUCUUGAGGCGUUUCCCGCAGCCCAGCGAGUCACCUUCAAGUAUUAUGAGGGCGUGCUCUCCUUCCUCGAAGAGAACUACGUCGAGGCGGAGAAACACCUAGACGAAGCAUGGAGAGGAUGCAAAAAGGACGCCAUGCCGAACAAAGAGAGGAUCCUGGCAUACCUCAUCCCCUGCCGCCUUCUGACAACCCACACCCUACCCAGCAAAGCCUUACUGGAGCCUUUCCCUCGCCUCCAGAAAUCGUUCCUCCCUCUAGCCCAGUGCAUCCGGCGUGGCGACCUCCACGGCUUCGACCUCGCCUUACAACAGGGUGAAGAGGAGUUCGUCAAGCGGAGGAUCUACCUCACCCUCGAACGCGGCCGCGACAUUGCGCUUCGGAACCUUCUGCGGAAAGUUUUCUUGGCCAAGGGAUUCGAGGAGCCGAAAAAUCCCGGCGAUGCUCCGCUACGAAAGACCCGCAUUCGCGUCGCCGAGUUCGGGGCUGCAAUUAGCUUCGCCAACCGGGAAACCACGGAUUCGGACGAGGUUGAGUGUUUGCUGGCCAACAUGAUUUACAAGAACCUCAUGAAAGGCUACAUCUCUCGCGAACACGGCAUAGUCGUUCUCUCUAAAAACGGAGCCUUCCCCGGGACAGGGGUCUGAUGAAGGAGUAGCACAAGCUUGAUACGACUACAUGGUUGACGACUGGCGUUGCUGGAACACGGAAUAUGGUGAUAAAGCGGUGGUACUUUUUCAACGUGAUACCUACCUUACAUUGCGUCUUAUUGGGCACUGUAAUAAGAAGACCAGGAUAGCACAGCAUAGCCGGAAAACGUUUCACAAAAUUAUGUAGCACAGCACGACAUGACAUCCCACAAGGUCAGGUCAAAACGACUGCAUAAAUAACUUGAAUGAUUUUCAUUGCCCC
Sodiomyces alkalinus F11 is the source of this 1877-nucleotide messenger RNA. Its product is annotated as PCI domain-containing protein. Gene Ontology annotation, molecular function: double-stranded DNA binding; RNA binding. The record is from RefSeq and is a predicted model, not a curated record. Gene Ontology annotation, biological process: poly(A)+ mRNA export from nucleus; post-transcriptional tethering of RNA polymerase II gene DNA at nuclear periphery; transcription elongation by RNA polymerase II. Gene Ontology annotation, cellular component: transcription export complex 2. The transcript is spliced from 6 exons. Lineage: Eukaryota; Fungi; Ascomycota; Sordariomycetes; Glomerellales; Plectosphaerellaceae. The coding region runs from base 263 to 1612 and encodes 449 amino acids.